CGUUUACUGGUUGGUUGGUGACAAAUCGACCCGAUUUGUCAUUUUCGCCCCACAUCCAGAUCUGAUCAGCAGCAGAGAACAAAUGCAGUUCGACUCAACACCACCACCAACGAGAUCUCAGCUGAAGCUCAAUCGCAACACAAAACUCAGACCUCACAAUUGAUCGCAUCUUGAUCCUUAAUACUGCAUAAUGGCUUCAUCAUCCCGCUUUCUACGACCCAUGUCUUUAGUUGCUCGCUCCGGCGUGGCAUCCCGGGCCUUCAUCACACGUCCCUUCUCUACGACUACCCCAAACCGCGUCGUCAAGAACAUCACAUCAACCGAAGAGUUCAGGAAGAUCGUUGACAACUCUCCCAAGCCUGUCCUGAUUGACUGCUUCGCGACCUGGUGUGGACCCUGUAAGGCCAUUUCACCCAUUCUAAGCAAAUUGUCCGAUCAGCCUGGUCUUAGCGACAAGAUUGAAUUCGUCAAGAUUGAUGUCGACGAGUUACCCGAGGUGAGCGCGGAACUCGGCAUCCGCGCCAUGCCUACAUUCAUCGUCAUGAAGGGCGGCAAGAAGCUCGAUGAGCUUGUUGGAGCCAACCCCCAAGCCCUGACUCAGAUGGCGCAGAAGGCUGCCGCCUAGACGGGAGGGACUUGAGAUUUGCUCAUUCCGAAGAUGGGUUUUGUGUACUUUUACGUAUCCUUACCGCUACCUAGAUAGAGGGACAUUGAUCGCCAAUACACUAGUUGAAUUGAAGAGGAAAA
Molecule: messenger RNA, 747 nt
Organism: Ilyonectria robusta
Lineage: Eukaryota; Fungi; Ascomycota; Sordariomycetes; Hypocreales; Nectriaceae
Product: thioredoxin-like protein
Exons: 3
Coding region: 191-625 (144 amino acids)
Molecular function (GO): protein-disulfide reductase activity
Source: RefSeq, a predicted model, not a curated record